Pogoniulus pusillus (Red-fronted tinkerbird) is the source of this 3630-nucleotide messenger RNA. It is a transcript of the gene FAM161B, whose product is annotated as FAM161 centrosomal protein B. Gene Ontology annotation, cellular component: cilium. The record is from RefSeq and is a predicted model, not a curated record. Lineage: Eukaryota; Metazoa; Chordata; Aves; Piciformes; Lybiidae. Bases 183 to 1838 code for a protein of 551 amino acids. Gene Ontology annotation, biological process: cilium organization. The transcript is spliced from 9 exons.
CUUGCAGGCGAAAAGGCGGGGCCAGAGCGCUGCCGGCUCCGCUGACUGGUGGGAGCCGGGAUCGGUGCCGCCGGAGGGCUGCGGCGGCGGCCUGCAGGUGACGCAGCCUCCCCUUAAGAUGUAACGGAGCAACUCCUGCGUCUCCCGCCAAACAGACGAGAAGCUGGGUGCGGCCUCUCGAGAUGGGAGGUCGGCGGUCUCCCUUAGAACCCCGUUUACCGCACCAAGCACAGUUAAGCGGUGAUCUCGGGGUGUCCGAAGAGGAUGAGGAACUCGAGGGUUUCAUGCGGGAGGCAGCAAUCUUGCGUGCAAAGCUGCGGGAGGCUCUCAGUCAUACAUCUGGUAACAAAAGGCAGUCCAGUUCCUUGAUUGACCUCACCUCGGACAGUACCUGGGAUCAACAAAAGCCUCACUUUCCUAAAUCCUGCUUGAGGCCAAAAAGUGCUUCAUCUCCCUGGAUUCCUUCCAUCACCAUCCCUCAGCCUUUCAAAAUGACGCUGCGGGAAGCUCGCAAAAAGUCCCAGUUGAUGAAAGCAUACAUGUUUCUUGAACUAGACAAACACAGAGAUAAAAGGCAAAGCCAGGAUGAAGCUGAAUGUCAGAAACAAUUCCGGGCACAGCCUGUACCUGCCCAUGUGUUUCUGCCCCUUUAUCAAGAAAUCAUGGAGCAGAAUGAGAUUCGCAGGCAAAUAGCAACACAGAAAAGAAAGGAGCUGCUAAUUUCAACCCAGCGGCCCUUCAGUUUCCUGGAGAAGGAGGAGAAAAAGAAAGAAGCUAUCAGACAAAAGUUCCUGGCAGCAGCAACCCCAAAUGAGAGCUCCAAACAGAAGCAAGCCAGUAAAAAAGUUCCUAAAUCUACUUAUGACCCACUCCUUGGAGAUAAAGAAGCUGAACUCUACAGAGAAAUCCGCAUUCAAAUGAGAGCAAAGGAUUUGCUUAAGAGCUCCGUAGCUCCCAUAGAUACAAGCGCCUCUCGGAGAGAGCCUCAGUCCCGAACUGCCAGUAAAACUAAGCAGAAAAGGCUUGGCUUCUUGCAGGACAAAACUUUCAGCUUCAAGCCAAGGAUUAAUACAACAGUACCAGAUUUUGAAGGACUUUACUGGGCAUUUCAGAGGGAAGCAGUAAGGAGACAAGAAGUCAAAGAGGCAACUUGUAAUAAGCCAUUCAAGCUAAGAACCUCCAGUCUCCAUGGCAGGCAGAGGCAGGCUAAUGACAAGAUACAGGAUUCUCAGCCGCUUUCCAAGGUUUCAGUGCAAAAAAGUCAUUCUGUGACUGGCCUUUCCUCUCUCUCCUCCAACACCCUUCCAGUGUACAUUACAGAUGCAACUAGAAAAAGAGAGUCUGCUAUUAGAUACUCCCAAGAUAAUAAAAAGGAAGGGGAUAAAGAAAAAAUGUAUUGGGUGGAGAAACAGAAGAAGAAAUGUCAGGCUAUCCGAAAGUCAGUGAACAGCCGAGCAAAAGCCCUGGAUCCACAUAAAAGUCUGGAGGAAACACACAAGGAGAAGCUGAAACAGAACUGGCAAAAUAUGAGAGAGAGAACAAAAGAAUACAGAAAGGAGCUGGAAGAAAUGCAGCUGCGAAUGAAGGACAGACCAUACCUCUUUGAACAGGUCACCAAGCGUGAUGCUCGACAGGGAGUAGAGCGUCGCUACAUGCACACCCUCCAGCAGGCUGGCCUAAGUGAGGAAUUUGUGAGAAAGAAAGGGAAAGAUGCCACUGACUUGCUGGAAGAAGAAUCUGAUGUUCACAGAGUCUCCAGGCCUGAGGAUGAAACUGAUGACUGUACCCCAGACGAAGAACAUCAAGAGGAAGAGAAGGAAAAGGAAAUAGCAACAUAAGAUCUAGCAGAAGAAUCCACUGAUCAGCUCUUGAUUUUUUUUUUACAUCAAGAUUCUCCAGGUUAAUCCUUGGGAACUUCACGGUUUAGGUCGACAUACUGACCUUUAAGAUCUGAGAACUUAGUAAGGGGAAAAAAAGCUGUUGUUCAGAGCAUGUCUUGUCCAGCCCAGCAAACUCUGCAUCCUCCCUUAGUCUUCACAAGUGUUCACGUAAGCUAUUUCACUUUCUUGAACAGACAACAUAAGUUUAAAAGGUUGAUAUAUGUGGUAGGAGGCUUUUAAACAAGGUAGUUCUAAAAAACAAAACUGCUUGAGGAAGACUCAGAAGUCAGUCUCCAUUUCUCUUCAUUCACUUAUUAGCAGCUCCCAUAUAGACAAUCUGCUGCUUCUUUCCUAAAGAAAAUGCCCCCAUAUUUCAUUAUUUGAAUCUGUUUUAACAUCCUAUCAAUUAUUAUUAUAGUCAUUAAUUUGACUUGAAAAAAACCCAAAAUUAUGAAGGUCAUCAUUAAACAAUGCAUCACUUUAGACUGCUGUUGACAUAAUGAUACCAAUACUGUGAUAGCAAAGAUGGAUUUCAGUGGCAGAAAGACUAGAAGUUACCUGUCAGCAUGUUGCCCUCAAAUACACCAUCUUCCAUGGUGUAUUUCACCUAUUAGUGGUCUUCCUUUACCUGACAGUAAUAAUGAUCUCAAAAUUACAAACCCUUACCACCUGGUAUGUUUUUUGAGAAUUAUAUUAAAGCACUCUCUAGAUAAAAAAACCAAACAAACCACAAACAUCAACCUAUACUGUCUCUGCAUUGUCCACCUCCAUCUCAAUCAUCCUUUGCUCACUUUUUUAAUAGAGGCAGUGUCACUUUUCAUCUUUGUCACCUCAAUCAAUUUCUUCUUACACUGUUGCAAUAAAACCCACCACCAAAUCAGAAACACGGUACCUGUUAGAGCUAUCACAUUAAAGAUGUAAGACUGAGUUAAUGACAUUUUUAAUCAAAACAAAGUACUAGAUCAAAGAAUUUAUGCCCCUGGGAUUUCAGGCUGCUGUGUUACACUUCUGCAGAGAUUAACAGGUAGCUGAAUGCAUUGGUUUGCAGCGGUUUUACUGACUCACAAUCUCCACACCAAGAAGAGACUUAAGCACCCAGGAAAGUUCAAGGAAGGCUGAAUCAAUGUACUACUUUCUACUUAGGUUUAAUUGUGUAGGACAUGCAAAGGCUGUUCUUUCUCCUGCAUCCCCUGGAAAAGUGUAGUGAUGUAAUAUUGUCACCGUGCCUUGUCACACUGAAAGAGGAAGGAAAGUUAAGUUUCUUCCAUGCUCCAAGUCUGAGGUUUAAAGUCCAUUAGAUGUGUAUGAUGUAUCUGGAGAAGUGAGAGUUUAGUUUUAACUUACACACUUUAAGGAGUAUUUAUUAAAAUUGGUUGCUAAUUUCCAUAAUACUUGAUUAUACUGGAAAAGGCAAUUUCCAAGUAUGUGAAAUUUAAAGGAAAACUUUUAAGAAAGGAGGCAUAAGGGCUUGAUUUUAAUUUAAUAUAUGGGAUAUUAAAUUAAUAUAAGGAAUAUUAUGCCAUAUCCCUGUAACAAAUACUAAGGUGACAUGCAUGAAUACAGUAACAGGUAAAUCCAAGUUUUAAUAUUGGUCCCUAAACAGAAAUUACUAAAUGGUGAGUUUGAAGCUUUUGUUUUCAUAAGUAACUGAUAUUUAUUAACACCUUUCUGUUAAACCAAUUGUUGCUCUAAAAGAGAUUGUAAUCUCUUAAUGUACAUCAAAUAUGGAAAUAAAGAAUGUAAACUUUUA